AUGAAUACACAAGUGAAUAAUCAGAGCUUCAAGCUCGAGAAUGUUUUCAACGUUCGAGAUAAAGUCGCUCUUGUGACUGGCGGUGGGUCAGGGAUUGGUUUGAUGGCCACUCAAUCACUCGCUGUCAACGGUGCCAAAGUGUACAUCACCGGUCGCACGGGUGAGAAACUGGAGCGGGUGGCAGAGCUAUACGGCAAGGAUAUCCCGGGCAAAAUUAUCCCGAUCACAGCCGAUAUUACCUCCAAAGAGCAGAUCAACAAGCUUGUCGAUGUGAUUUCUUCCAAGGAAUCCAAGUUGCACAUUUUGAUCAACAAUGCUGGUAUUAGCUCCACGAGUUACGAAACGGAGCUAGAGGACCCAAAAGCGCUUCAAAAAGAGCUCUUCCACAACGAUAGCACAACAGUUGAAGAAUGGGACGAUGUGAUGAGAACAAAUGUUACACAGCUAUUUCUUACAACGUCCGCUUUCCUGCCUUUACUAAGUAAGGGCACGGAGAGCGAGCGUGGCUGGUCUAGCACUGUGGUAAAUAUCUCUUCCAUAUCAGGGAUCCUCAGGACUGCUCAGCAUCAUUUCGCCUACAACGCUAGUAAAGCAGCUGCAAUCCAUUUAACAAAGAUGCUUGCAUACGAAAUAUUCUCCUCGAAUAUCAAAAUCCGCGUCAACAACAUCGCGCCCGGUGUCUUUCCGUCCGAGAUGACAGCCAAGGAUAGUGAUGAGAAUCAAAAAAGCUCAAUCCCGAAAGAGAAAUACGAGGGUAAAGUAGCUGCCCAACGCCCUGGAAAGGAUGAGGAUAUGGCAGGGGCCAUUCUAUUCACUGUUUCGAACCAAUACCUGAAUGGACAGACUAUUGUUGUUGACGGUGGCUAUGUGCUGGCCGCUGGAAGUGUCUGA
Molecule: messenger RNA, 891 nt
Organism: Penicillium odoratum
Lineage: Eukaryota; Fungi; Ascomycota; Eurotiomycetes; Eurotiales; Aspergillaceae
Product: SDR family NAD(P)-dependent oxidoreductase
Exons: 2
Coding region: 1-891 (296 amino acids)
Molecular function (GO): oxidoreductase activity
Source: RefSeq, a predicted model, not a curated record